This is a messenger RNA of Physeter macrocephalus (sperm whale), 1437 nucleotides long. It is a transcript of the gene ACP1, whose product is annotated as acid phosphatase 1. Bases 5 to 499 code for a protein of 164 amino acids. Gene Ontology annotation, molecular function: non-membrane spanning protein tyrosine phosphatase activity; acid phosphatase activity. Gene Ontology annotation, biological process: protein dephosphorylation. Lineage: Eukaryota; Metazoa; Chordata; Mammalia; Artiodactyla; Physeteridae. The transcript is spliced from 7 exons. The record is from RefSeq and is a predicted model, not a curated record. Gene Ontology annotation, cellular component: cytoplasm.
UGCGAUGGGUGAGCGCGGGAAGAUGGCCGAACAGGUGACCAAGUCAGUGCUGUUCGUGUGUCUGGGUAACAUCUGUCGAUCACCCAUCGCAGAAGCAGUUUUCAGGAAGCUUGUAACUGAUCAAAACAUUUCAGAUACUUGGGUCAUUGACAGUGGCGCUGUUUCUGACUGGAACGUGGGCCGGUCGCCAGAUCCAAGAGCUGUGAGCUGCCUAAGAAAGCAUGGCAUUAACACAGCCCAUAAAGCAAGACAGGUUACCAAAGAAGACUUUGCCACUUUUGAUUACAUACUCUGUAUGGAUGAAAGCAACCUGAGAGAUUUGAAUAGGAAAAGAAAUCAAGUUAAAAACCACAGAGCAAAAAUUGAACUACUUGGGAGCUACGAUCCGCAGAAACAGCUCAUCAUCGAGGACCCUUAUUAUGGUAAUGACGCGGACUUUGAGGCCGUCUACCAGCAGUGUGUGCGGUGCUGCAGAGCCUUCCUGGAGAAGGUUCGCUGACCCGGGUCCAGUCCUGCUGCGGCCCAGGCUCGUUCCCACCGGCCCGCAUUCUCAGUCAGGUGUCACAGUGUCACCAUUCCCUAGCCAAGGCCGCAGCCCUUUUCUCAGUUGACUCACUGUUUCUUACCUUAAAAAAUAAUUGUAGAUGGAAAUCAGUUGUUGCGUUUGGUGGACGAAUAAAUAAACAAUUUUGAUUCAGACAGUUUAUGGGGUAAGCGUUCUUAGACUAGUUGAACCUCCCACUUUGCCCCAGUUACAAAAAUAGCGGAACAAAACAAAAUAGUAGAGCAGCACAAUAGAACAUAAUGAAGUAAAACACCACUGUAAGGCUCGUCGGCAUCUGAGCCCACUGGCACUUCCAAGAAUCUGCACUACCUCUUCCCUCUGUGUGGACGGGGCCCCUGCCCUGCACUACCUCCGGAUGCCAGGGCCUGGUGUCCAGUGAUGUCGGCGAGAAGCGUUCACACACAUGCACAGGGCACACCUGUGCACUUACAGGACAGGAAGGAGGAAGAUUUGUGUGACUCAGCUUCAGCACCUUCACUCCUUAGUUUGUGUCUGUCUAGUUGAUUUCAUGAGGAAGUCAGCUUAUGUGUUCCCGUCUGAACCCCUUUGCCUCUGGAAGUGUAAUUGUGUCCGGGAAGAAGGACACUGUGCUGGUUUACCUUAGCGUCAGUUUGGGGACCACGUCUGCUUUUCCGUGCGUGUGAUUAACCUGAAUGUCAAAUAUAGAUCAGCUUAGGUGGGAAAAAAUAAUAAGUGGGAAAAAGUCCUUUUAUGUUGGAAUGCUUAAGUAUCGAUAUGUUAAGUAUUCUUUUAUCAGUGCUUAGUUUAUAGGCAAAUAUAGGUAAUUUCUGUGCACUUGGAAAUAACUGAUCUAAAAUUCAUAUGAAUCUAUGUCAGAAAAGAUUGUUUUCAAAUAAACUGGGGAAAUGACA